Alternaria arbusti is the source of this 1449-nucleotide messenger RNA. RefSeq lists its product as uncharacterized. Lineage: Eukaryota; Fungi; Ascomycota; Dothideomycetes; Pleosporales; Pleosporaceae. The record is from RefSeq and is a predicted model, not a curated record. The transcript has 2 exons. Gene Ontology annotation, molecular function: aldehyde dehydrogenase (NAD+) activity. The coding region runs from base 1 to 1449 and encodes 482 amino acids.
AUGGCUUCCAAACUCGACACAGAGACCUACCUAGGCAAUGUCAUCAACAACCAGCUCGUCCCAACUCCUGAGACGCGGCAUUCCAUCAACCCAGCCAAUGGCCAACCCCUCUACGAAGUGCCAGUAGCCAGAAAAGAAGAUCUCGAUGUCGCCGUCGACGCAGCACGCAAAGUGUUCAAGACAUGGAGCUAUACACCCUUCUCCGAGCGAGCAAAUCUACUCCUCAAGUACGCCGACACGAUAGAACACAACCGCGAUGAGCUGGAGCAGCUCCUCACCUCGGAGCAAGGCAAACCACUGUCUCUUUCUAGAACCGAGAUGGACUGCGGCCUAACAUGGUUACGCGCCUUCGCGACUAUGGAGAUCAAAGACGAGAUCCUGCAAGAAGACGACGAGAAGACCAUCUACUCAACCCACCCACCCAUCGGCGUAUGCGCCGGCAUCGUGCCCUGGAACUGGCCGAUUCUGCUGGGUCUAGGCAAACUGGGUCCAGCACUGAUUACAGGAAACACGUUCAUCAUGAAGCCAUCGCCGUACACACCAUACUGCGACCUCAAGCUUGGCGAGCUGGCCAUGACUGUGUUUCCUCCCGGCGUCGUACAGGUACUCAGCGGAGACGACCAACUCGGCCCUUGGAUAACAGAACAUCCUGGUAUCGACAAGAUCUCGUUUACAGGCUCAAUAGCAACAGGCAAGCUGGUCGCAGCAUCCUGUGCGAAGACGCUGAAGCGGUAUGUGCUGGAGCUAGGUGGUAACGACGCAGCGAUUGUGUGUGAAGACGUGGAUAUCGAUAAAUGCCUACCCAAGAUCGCGACGUUGAGUUUUCUCAAUUCGGGCCAGAUAUGCAUGUUGACGAAGCGUAUUUACAUUCACGAGAGUAUCUACGACAGGUUCCGGGAUAAGAUGGUCGAGUUUACGAACAGCAAUAUCAAGACUGGUGCCGGAACGGAAGAAGGCGUUGUGGUAGGGCCGUUGCAAAAUAAGAUGCAAUUCGACAAAGUGCAAAACAUGUACGCCCAAAUCCCCCUCCAAAACUGGACCCCCGCCCUCGCCGGCACCAUAACCCCAACCCCCCAAACCGGCUACUACAUCACCCCUACCAUCAUCGACAACCCACCCGAAGACUCACGCAUCGUUCAAGAAGAGCCCUUCGGUCCCAUCGUCCCACUCCUCAAAUGGAGCAACGAAGACGACGUCAUCGAUCGGGCCAACGCGCUCAGAACGGGGCUGGGCGCAUCGGUGUGGAGUAAAGACAUCACGCGCGCGGAGGCCAUGGCACGGAGAUUAGAAGCGGGGAGUGUGUGGGUGAAUUCGCAUUUUGAUGUUGAUCCCAGAGUGCCGUUUGGGGGGCAUAAGGAGAGUGGCGUGGGAAUGGAGUGGGGGAUGGAGGGGUUGAGACAUUAUACGAAUAGUAGGAGUUUGUGGGUUUGGAAGAGGGUUUUUGAGUAG